Bombus terrestris (buff-tailed bumblebee) is the source of this 3908-nucleotide messenger RNA. RefSeq names its product LIM domain only protein 3. The record is from RefSeq and is a predicted model, not a curated record. Gene Ontology annotation, biological process: positive regulation of transcription by RNA polymerase II. Gene Ontology annotation, molecular function: transcription coactivator activity; DNA-binding transcription factor binding. Gene Ontology annotation, cellular component: nucleus. The coding region runs from base 1249 to 1998 and encodes 249 amino acids. NCBI's taxonomy places the organism in Eukaryota, Metazoa, Arthropoda, Insecta, Hymenoptera, Apidae. The transcript has 7 exons.
GGCUAUUUAAAUGCGAUCGCAUCAGCGCGGACGCGCGUCUAAUACGUCGACGGAAAUCGACGCGGGUUUUUCUGUUAAGAUGCCGCUAGCACGAGGUCACGUUCCGACUCGAAAGACCAAUUUCCGCUGACUUCUAUUUACAUAGUUAGGUAUACGGGUUGGAUAAUACGGCCCUGUCGAGUUGGUCGUUCGGUCGAGGGAUAGCGAGAGAGGGCUAGCUGUCCACUGGUAGAAGGAUAGCUUGGCAGGAAGCGGGUCGAGGAGGGUAUUACCGUAAUACCCACAGUGUUUCCAGGACGGUGGGUAGGCGUAACUAAAUUUCCAUAUCUCGGCGAUUGUAAUGCGCAUUUAGCGGUGAACGACGACGACGACGGCGACGACGACGACGACGACGACGACGAUAGAUCGAAUUAGCGUUUCACCCCGGUUCCUUUUUCCCAUGUUUACGCUUAUACUUUCUAAUUUCGUAAACCGACUUCCUUUCCCUUCCAACGGGCUUCUCGCAUCGUGGAAGGAGCUUCUCGACUAUAUACCCGGCGACAAGGUUUUAUCGGCGUCGGAAGCACGACGAUCCUCCGUGAUUUCGUAUCCUUCCGCCUUUGAUCGAUCAACGGACCACAUCGGGCCGAAAGGUCAAGCUCACAACGAGAGAAUUGCGCCUCGGCUAUAAAUCCACGCGGCUGUUCGAACCUGUAUUUACAUGCGCGAGUAGCGACGUUUGAUUGGCCGUGACGUCGUCGCUUGAAAGUGGCUUGCCAGCCCCUUGAUUGGAUUCUAUCCUGGACACAAUGAACUGUACAUCGUACGAUCCAACGUAAUCGAACCAGGACGUCGGCACUGUGAGAGGUUGCCAAGGGGAAGAACGAGAAAGGGAUACCAGCGGGAUUAUUACGGAGCAUUGUACAAAACCGUGCGAAGAUUCGCCUAACUCUUGAUUGAUUCUCUGUCUCUCUUACUCGCGAGUCAGCUUGCAACGGCGUCUCGAUUAAUUUGCGGCAAUGGCACCACGGUGUACACUGGUGAAACGGAGGAAAGUAAAAAAUAACGUCAGCCGAGGAUUCGAACUAGGCUGAUAGACAACAUAGAAGCGAGGAAAAUCAAAGGAACGAUCGUAUAUUGGUCACGUUCCGAGGCUGGUGUAGUGUCACGUGACGGAGGGAAUCUGGAGAACCGUGCUCGGCACAAGGUACUCGUGGAAACUGGCUCGAGAUUCGAACUCUGUUAGACGGCGUUCUAGCCGAAAUCACGAUGACGAUGGACGUGAGCAAGUCGGAGCCGAGUAAAAAUGGCGCGACGCAGCACGAGUGCGCUGGAUGUGGGAAAGCGAUCACGGAAAGGUAUCUCCUCAAGGCCAUGGACCUGUUCUGGCACGAGGACUGUCUGAAGUGCGGGUGCUGCGACUGUAGGUUAGGAGAGGUCGGUUCUAGUCUGUUCACCAGGGCCAACCUUAUCCUCUGUAAGAGGGACUACCUCAGGCUGUUCGGGAAUCCGGGACACUGCGCGGCCUGCAACAAACAGAUACCGCCGUUCGAGAUGGUUAUGAAGGCGAGGUCGAACGUCUAUCACCUGGACUGUUUCGCUUGUCAACAGUGUACUCAUCGGUUUUGCGUGGGCGAUCGAUUCUAUCUGUGCGAGAACAAAAUCCUGUGCGAGUUCGACUAUGAGGAGAGGCUCGCGUUCGCCAAUAUGUCAGUACAAACACCCGCCACGCUGGCGUACAUCAAAAGGCAACUGCCUCCAGCGCCGACACCGCCUGGCCAGAACAUGCAUCCUGGUCACAAUCCACUGCAACCUCAUCAGGCACUUGGCCAGUCGGUGGGUCAACAUAAUCACGUGUCGAACGGACAGAUGUCAGGGAGCACGCCGAUGGUGAACGGAACGGCCAUUGGCGUCGGUGGACCCAGAGCUCCUGGAGACAUGAACAACAACGGGCUAUCGGGUCCAGCCCUCGGACCGGUGAAGCCACCGCCGAUGUCUAUGCAGGCUCCGACCAGCUGAAACGAGGUGUCACCCCCUCUGAAGAAGCUCAGAUGUCUCAGCGGUUAUUGAGGCUAUUGACGCUGACCGACGAGAUGAACAGGAGGUACGGAGAGGGAGUACGGGCGAGGAUUAAAACGUCGUGACGAAAGUGAACGCGAGGAACCAGAGUGAUAGACAGACAGGACGCAUAACAUGUGGAUCGGUGAGAGAAAGAAAGCAGGUCGAAACGGGGGGUGGGAAAAGACGAGUCGUUCGCGACGAGAACGGAACGAAGAUGGAAAAGAGAAACGAGAUGGUCUCCGCGACGGGUCUCGAGGAUACCCGCGGAGGAUCGAACGUUUUUGGGGGAAAUAGUCGUUUAGAGGUUGGGAAUAAUCACUGUGAUCGCGAAUUGUAUGAAUAAAUUUAUGGAAAGAGAUACGAUAGGAGCCGCAUAGGACGUGGUCAUCUCGCGAAGGCGAAGAGAUACACGUUUAAUACACGUCUUGUAAUAUACGGUACAACAUGUAACAUGAUAAAAAUAGGCGAUUUAUGUAAGAUACGUUUCUAGCGAGGAGAAGAGCGAUUAGAAGCGUGCGAGUAAGCGUGGAAGGACGACCGAGUGAGAGGGUGAGCGAAUGGGGCAGAGUUACCUGUAAAUAUCUGUAUCUGUCGACUCUGCGAAACCGAAAGACUAUCAGUAUACGCAGACCAAUCGAACGAAUUUCCAUAGUACUCGCGAUUCGUCGACAUUCGACGUUUGACGGCCGAUCGAGAAGACGAGUGUCGGAUAGGCGGAGGAAGAGAAUCGUCGUAAGAUUGUUCGUAAAUUACUGUUUGCUGUUUUUCAAUUUUAUCGUCGACUCGAGACGGAGGUCUGUGAUUCGCCUGGACAAAGGCGAACGAACGUUCGAUUAAAUACCAAAGGUAAAAUCGAGAGACGUUGUUCUGUUCGAGGGGAAUCUCGGCGACGCGAAUGUGACGAAUCUCUAGACGUUCCCAAAAUGUCGGUAUACGAGGCGCAAGCAAAGGCGUACACGAUGGCUAAUACCAAAGAUUAACGAUGUAAGUUUCGAUGCCCCUCGGGAGAGCAAGUCGACGUCUCGGAUUUCGAAUAUUCCUUUCUCGGUGAUAAUGGCGGUGACGGUUUACUCGAGCAGCCUGUGGUUACUUGCCGAGUUUCGCGGAGAAUGCAUCUUUAACGCGGUCUGCGAUCGGAAACUUGCGAAACGAGGGGCUUAGUCGCGGCUUUACGCUUUAACGCCAAAAGACGAGCGAAAACGGUCCAGACGAAAGGAGAAGGAACAACGAGGAAAAGAAAGGAAAAGAUCGGGAAUAAGAUCAGACGGCGGCAUCGAUACCAAAAGACGAUUGAGAAAAUCCGAUAAACGUUGCGUGCGCUGAUAAACGAUCCGUUUUCAAUCACCGACGAAGCAAACCACAUUUAAAGGAGCCAGAAUCGCGAUCGUGGUACUCGUAGAGAAUUUGCCUGACCGUACGCUUAUACGACGACAAAAUUCAUCACCCUCUCCUCCUUGAUCUCGACGGAGUUGUUGACGUUGUCGUUCGAUCAGACUGUCUUCACGAGCCACGUGGGACGACUCGAAUGUCGUGCUGAUUCUACAGGAUACUGCAUUUCGAAACCACCGAAUCGAUUAAGUACAAAAGAUGUUACGCGAAGAGGAUGUCCUACGAAGCGGGCGUGAGGUAGCAACCUGUGACGAAGAGAAAGAGGGAGAGAAAGAACGAAACCUACACGAGUGAUUCGCGCUCCGAGUACGCGCGACAGAGCCGAACACAUUUUCCUCUCGUUUUUUUUUUUUUAUCCAUCUGUAUAUAAAUAUCAUUUAUUAGCGCACUACUAAUAUAUUUACCGCCUCUAUAGAGGCUCCUAUUACUACCGAGAAAAUAUAACAUUCUUAUAAAUACAAGCAAAUCGUGAGUUUCAA